Cicer arietinum (chickpea) is the source of this 1248-nucleotide messenger RNA. RefSeq lists its product as uncharacterized. NCBI's taxonomy places the organism in Eukaryota, Viridiplantae, Streptophyta, Magnoliopsida, Fabales, Fabaceae. The record is from RefSeq and is a predicted model, not a curated record.
AGUUGAGUAGCAUUUGAAAGCAAAGUUUUGAGAUUGGUUGAUAUAAUAUCAUAUAUGGUCCUUUCUUUGGAAAAGCAUAACAACAACAUGUCCCCUUUUGAUUCUUCUCCUCAAAAAACAACUGAGACAAGUCAUAGCACAAGCAACAACAGCACUAGUCCAAGUGGUGGUGGUGAUGUGUUGUUGAAAUGGGGUCAUAGAAAGAGAUCAAGAGUCUCUAGAACUUCCAUUGAAGAUUCAUCAUCUUCUGUUCAAAGGAAACUUCUUCCAGCCAAAUUUUCUUCUGCAUCUAUGCCACCUCCACCUCCACUUACUGCCUUCAAUGGCAGAGGUACAAAACAUAAUAGCCCUAGGAAUUUGGAAGAUCCUUCAACAGCUGCUGGAACAGCAAGCGAAUCGCCUUCAAGAAUAAACCAAAUUGUUUCUAGAUCUGCAGCACAAAAACUAAAGGUGCAGCCUUCUUCUGGAUCAGCAAAGUGUAAGAAGCCUUCAUCAACAACAAAAGUCACUGAGAGAUUAAUGAAUGGUCAUCAUGUUGAUUCAUCUUCAAUUAAAUCGAAACACGAAAGUCGAGUUCCAAAUGCUGCUGCUGCUGCUAAUAAUGAAGAGAAAGUCAGUGUAGAGGUAAUUGAGUGGCCAAAGAUAUACAUUGCUCUGUCAAGAAAGGAAAAAGAAGAUGACUUUCUUGCAAUGAAAGGGACAAAAAUCUCUCAAAGACCUAAGAAGAGAGCUAAGAACAUUGACAGAACUCUUCAGUAUUGUUUUCCUGGGAUGUGGCUAUCAGAUCUAACAAAGAGCAGAUAUGAGGUUAGGGAGAAGAAAUCUGUCAAGAAGCAAAAACGUUGUAGAGGCUUAAAAGGAAUGGAAAGCUUGGAAAGUGAUUCAGAGUAGCAAGCACAUAACUUCAAUUUUUCACUCAAAACUAGGUUGGUGAGAAGUCAAAAUUCAUGAGAGAAAAAAUAGCUUUUUUUUUUAAGUAUUAUUUAGAAGCGUUGGUAUGACAUUACUUAAAAAGUUAAUAGUAGUUUUAAUUGGGUCCCCUCCAUUCAUUACAAAUGGCAUUGUAUUGUAUAGGGAUUAUUAUAUUAUUUUGAUUAUCUUUGGAAUUUUAAUAUGAGAGUGUAGGAACAUUCAUUAUAUGUGGGACCAUUUUGUUUGAGAAUAUCUAAAAAGUACAUAGGAAGGGUAAUUUAAUUUGGUUCUCAUAUUUGAAAAUUGAUAGAUAAAUUGCUUUAAUUUGAACUUGCA